Messenger RNA from Ficedula albicollis (Collared flycatcher), 1681 nucleotides. RefSeq names its product chromosome 1A open reading frame, human C12orf50 (gene ZC3H11D). The transcript has 12 exons. Bases 101 to 1378 code for a protein of 425 amino acids. The record is from RefSeq and is a predicted model, not a curated record. Lineage: Eukaryota; Metazoa; Chordata; Aves; Passeriformes; Muscicapidae.
UGCCGAUGUCCCAAGCUGGAGGAGCAGUUGGCAACUGUUAAAAUGUAACAUUCCAUCCUGGCUAACAACUGCUCUCCGUUCAGUUCAACAGUUCAACCACAUGGAGAAGCAAAACUACAGCAAGUUCUCCUGUUUCUGGGAGACAGAGCCCGUAGGCUGUAGGAGGAUAAGCUGUGACUUCUUUCACAGAAAACCCCGUAAUAUAAAUGGACUUUAUUUGCCACCUAGUAACAAUGCCCCAUUGAAACAGGAUGUCCAAGGAGGCAUUCUGCAUCCAGCCCAUCGUCAGGACUCACUCAGAAAUCAAGAUAAUGUUUUAGUGCCUAUUCACCCUCCACUGAUUAUAAACCUCAGCGAUGAAGAGGAUGAUGAAGAGCAUGAUGAAGAGAAUGAUGAUGAGGAAGACAACUAUGUUUCUAACUGGAUGCCUAAGACUGUUAUAGAUAUUGAAGAGGAAAGAGCAAUAAGGGAUAUAUGCUAUAAAUCUGGAGAGUAUUAUGGGAUUCAGAACCCUUACAAACACCAAUCGACAAAAACUGUAUCUUCACCGUGGCAAGACGAGUUCUUACCCUUGGAAACUACUGAGCAAAACUUGCAGAAAGGUGAUGGUAACACAAUACCUAUAAGAUUUAAUAAUACAAGAAGAGAAAAAGAGAGCUCAGAAAGGAGAGUAUCAAUAGAAAGCAUUCCCAGAACAGAUAAUAAAUCCUUUGACAAUGGAGGAGGUGGUGGUUCUGUGAUGCAGAGGAGUGCAUUUGUUGAUGGGAACAGAUUUGAGGCACUACCUCGUGAAAAAGGACCAAUUACAUCAAAGUAUUCUAAUGUGAAAGAAACAAGCCACACUGAACUGAUAAAGAACCACCACUGUAAAGAAGUAAAGGAAAAUAAAAGGAUUUCUGAGGAGCGAAGAAACUCAGCUAAUGCAGUAACUGGCAAAGGAAUUCACACUCCAGACCCCAAAAUAAAACCAAGUUAUCAACAAAGGGGUCAAAGUAAGGAUGAUGAAACUGCUUCUUCCAGUCCAUAUGGGAGAGAAACUGGAAGAUACACUCAUUUAAAUUCUUCAGAACCUCGACGAUCAGCUUAUGUGGUGUACCGGACUGUCACUCAAAAACCGAAAUUCAAUGGAUCUACAGCAGUACCUGAGUCCUAUGGUCAGAAAGGCUCCAAACAAAAGAAUCAGCCUGACACUAAUAGGAGAUUUUGGACACAAACAGAAAACUAUGGCAAAUAUACUUCAGGAUCUUCUAAUUCACCAGCUUGGAGGAAAAGAAAUCCGCAAGCAAAACCAUUCUCUAAAUUUAAAAUAACCACUCAGAGUAAAGAAGACAUGGAAGUGAAUAAAAAAGGAGAAAAAGAAACAUCUAAAGGGAAAUAAAGAAAUUAUCAACUGGAGUGUCCUAAGAUGAAGAAACUGCAAAUUCCAAAAAGAAGAUUCAGGAAGGAAGCACACUAUAGUGUUUCAAAACUGGUUAAAACUCUUAAAAGUAUGCUCUGCAUGGUGACAUAUAAAGAUCUAUAUGCACUAAGUUUAAUCUGCUAUAAAAAUUUGGCAGUUGAAGUUAUUUUUGCAGACUACUGCUCUACACCACAGACACAUAGUAAUAGUUCAUAGAGAAAAAAAUCCCUAAGCAGAGUCUUCCCCUAUUUUAUUUGAUAGACGUUUUAAGGCAUAAUUCCA